AUGGAAAGUGCCACUCAAAUGACUCAAUCUGCACUUCCACCCUCAACUGAGGAGGGGCUUGGAGGAGUAACCCAAGGCACAGAGACAAAUGCUCCUCAACAGCCUGAGGUUAAUCCUGCUGUUCCUGCAAAGAAGAGGAAGAAUGUUGAGUCUAGAUCUAAGGGGGGUUCUGAAGGGGUUGUUGGGGAGUUAGGGACUUGGAUUUUCAAUCAGGAAGCCAUUAGGGGGGCAUUAUGUGAGAUGAUAAUUAUUGAUGAGCUUCCAUUUAGGUUUGUGGAGGGGCAAGGGUUUAAAAGGUUUAUUUUGGUUGCUUGCCCUAGAUUUUGUAUACCUUCUAGGUGGACAAUUUCAAGGGACAUUUACCAAAUUUACCUUGAUGAAAGAUUAAACCUUAAGAAGCUGUUUAGACUUAACACUCAAAGGGUUAGUUUGACUACUGAUACCUGGACCUCUAUGCAGAGGAUCAAUUAUAUGUGCAUUACAGCCCAUUUCAUAGAUGAUCAGUGGAAGUUGAAUAAGAAAAUCAUAUCCUUUGUCCAUAUUUCUUCUCACAAGGGUGAGUAUAUAGCUAAGGCAUUAGAGAGUUGUUUGAUUGACUGGGGGAUUAUGGAUGUUUUUUCUGUCACUGUAGAUAAUGUUUCUUCCAAUGAUACUGCUAUGGGUUUUUUUAAGUCCAAAUUGUUGUCAUGGGGUGCAACCACUGUUAGGAGUAAGUACAUCCACAUGAGAUGCAUAACCCACAUUUUAAACUUGGUGGUCCAGGAUGGGUUAAAAUUUGUAGAUAAUUCUGUUAAGAAGGUGAGGGAUUCUGUUAGAUGGAUGAGGAACUCACCUGCAAGACUAAAAAAAUUCAGAGAUCUUGCAGAACUGUUUGGGGUGGAAGCCAAAAGUUCUUUACAACUAGAUGUUCCAACAAAAUGGAACAACACCUACAUGAUGCUUAGCACUUCCAUACAAUACAAGGCUGUGUUUGAUGCAUAUUCAUUGAAUGAGCCCUCAUUUGCUGCUGAUCUGGUUCUGUUGAAAGGGUUUUAUGAGAUGACAGUUAGAAUCUCUGGUUCUCUAUAUGUCACCUCUAACAGUUUCUUCAGUGAGAUAUCUGAUUUGAGUUGCAUGUUGAAUAGCAUGAUUGUUGCUGGUAGUGCUACAAAAGUUAUGGGAUCCCAAAUGAAAACUAAAUUUGAAAAGUAUUGGGGAGAUCCUGAAAAAAUGAAUUCCUUGAUCUUCUUUGCCAAUAUCUUGGACCCAAGAGAUAAGUUGGAAUAUAUGUCAUACCAGUUUGAGGAACUGUAUGGUAAAGAUAAUGGGAAGAAGUGUUUAGAGAAUGUCCAAGCUGCCAUGGUAGAAUUGUUUGGUGACUAUGCAGCAACCUACUCUGUCAAUGUGCAACAAUCAUCUUCUAGUAGCCAACCAGAUGUGCCUCAUGUUCAAUCUCAUACCACAAUUGGUAGACCUCAAAAUAUGUUAAAGAACAAACUAAAAAGGCAAAAAAUGGAGGCUAGUGGAAGCUAUAAAGAAACAGAGCUUCAAGUCUAUUUAAGUGAAAAAAUUGUUGAGGACACUCCUGACUUUGAUAUCCUUAGGUGGUGGAAGCUAAAUAGUGAGAGAAAGUACAUUUAG
Ipomoea nil (Japanese morning glory) is the source of this 1620-nucleotide messenger RNA. Its product is annotated as zinc finger BED domain-containing protein RICESLEEPER 2-like. NCBI's taxonomy places the organism in Eukaryota, Viridiplantae, Streptophyta, Magnoliopsida, Solanales, Convolvulaceae. The transcript is spliced from 5 exons. Bases 1 to 1620 code for a protein of 539 amino acids. Gene Ontology annotation, molecular function: DNA binding. The record is from RefSeq and is a predicted model, not a curated record.